This is a messenger RNA of Melopsittacus undulatus (budgerigar), 1367 nucleotides long. Its product is annotated as twist-related protein 2-like. NCBI's taxonomy places the organism in Eukaryota, Metazoa, Chordata, Aves, Psittaciformes, Psittaculidae. The record is from RefSeq and is a predicted model, not a curated record. Gene Ontology annotation, molecular function: RNA polymerase II transcription regulatory region sequence-specific DNA binding; protein dimerization activity; DNA-binding transcription factor activity, RNA polymerase II-specific. Bases 76 to 531 code for a protein of 151 amino acids. Gene Ontology annotation, biological process: developmental process; regulation of transcription by RNA polymerase II. The transcript has 2 exons.
AGAAACCAACGGAGCUCCUUGGAGGGCUUGGAUGCUCCAGGCCACCAUUCCCAUGUCCCACCGCACCCCCUGAGCAUGAAGGAGGAGAACCCAUACCCGGGGUCCCCCGAGGGCAGCGCGGACGAGGACGAGGGCGAGCGGGCGCCCAGGAAAUGCCCCCGCAAGCGUGGGCCGGGGGGCGAGGAGCCGCAGGGCAAGCGGGGCAAGCGCAGCCCCGCGCCGCAGCCGCCGGAGGAUGCCCAUGCCCAGCGUGUCAUUGCCAACGUGCGCGAGCGCCAGCGAACCCAGUCCCUCAAUGAUGCCUUCGCUGAGCUGCGUAAGAUCAUCCCCACUCUGCCCUCGGAUAAGCUGAGCAAGAUCCAGACCCUCAAGUUGGCCGCGCGUUACAUUGACUUCCUGUGCCAGGUGCUGCAGAGCGAUGAGCUGGACCACAAGGUCGCCAGCUGCAACUUCCUGGCCCACGAGAGGCUCAGCUAUGCCUUCUCCGUCUGGAGGAUGGAAGGGGCUUGGUCCAUGUCCGCGUCCCACUGAGCCGGGGUCUCACACCUCAAUGGAAACAGCAGCCCCAGGCACCCAGCACCCCACCAGUGACCACAGCAUCCUGCAGAGAGCAGAAUGGGAACCUCUUCCCAUCCCACCAACCCCUUCCAAACCUCAGGGCUGGGAAAGAGGGACCCGAUCCCAGAGCCAGGCUCUGGAAUGAGCUGUUUGGAUGCUGAGUAUGGAACUCUUCAUGGUGCCAUUUACUCCUGGCUCACAGGGAAGAACUGAGUUAUCUCCUCCUGCUUCCCAAGAAGCUGAUGCUCCCGGAUCAACAGGCUCCAUCCUCCCCAUAUCCCCCUGCAGCUGCCUCCUGCCAGCACCAGGCAGGACAACUCCUCUCAGGAUGAUGAUGAUGAUGAUGAUGGUGAUGGGAAGGGCUUGAACCCUCCCUCACUGGCCUGGUCCUCACUGCUCCAUAGAGCCCCUCACAUGGAUGUGAGAUGCCACAUCCCAAGGCUGGAGCAUGGCUCCAUGGGUGAUGUCCACGUUGCUCCUGCUCCGAAGCUCUCCACCAUAAGGACACUGUGGUUUGUGGGGCUGCCUGGCAUGGAGUGGAUUUGGGGUCUGCUGACCCCUGCUAUGAACCCCAGGGCUCCCGAUGCCCCAUGGAUGGGGCUCAGCAUCAUCAUGGAGGGUGAUGGAGGGGCUUUGGGGCUUCCCAACAAGGAGCCCCUCUUCCCAAGGAGCUGAAUGUGCUCAGGGAAGGGACCUUUAGACAUGGACAUUUGCUUCCUCCCCCCCACCCCUGCCAUCAAAUGGGCUUUAAAAGCCAAGGGGAAACACGUGUGGAAGUGGAGGCUCCAGCUUCCAACAUGACUUUGUAA